AUGACUUCCAAUAAUCCCAUUAUCUUUGCGCCUGAAACAUUCCAAUAUGACAAGUUUGCUUUACAUAUGGAAGAUAUCUCAAAAGACCCGCUGGAACAGUUCACUAAGUGGUUUGAAGAGGCAAAAAAUGACCCUGAAGAGAGUAUGCCUGAAGCCGUCAACUUUGCUACAGCAGAAUUACCAAGCGGUAGGGUAUCCUCAAGAGUAGUUCUGUUCAAGGAAUUAGACUCUCGGGGCUUUAUAGUCUUUUCUAACUGGAGUACGUCAAAGAAGGCUCGCGAUAUUAAUAGUAAUCCCAAUGCAGCUAUAACCUUCUUCUGGAAAUCUUUGCAAAGGCAGGUAAGGAUAGAAGGUUUUACUGAAUAUGUAACGAGAGAUGUCUCUGAGCACUACUUCAAGACCAGAGUUCGUGGCUCGAAGAUUGGGGCAUGGUCGUCGCCCCAGUCACAGCGUAUAGAAAAUCGGGCAGAAUUGGAUAGCAGGGUUAAUGAGAAUGAGAAAAGGUUUCAGGGCGUUGAGGAUAUUCCAUGUCCUGAGUACUGGGGCGGUUUAAGGGUUAUACCUUUAGAAAUUGAGUUUUGGCAAGGAAGACCUUGUAGACUUCAUGAUCGAAUUGUAUUUAAGAGAAACUCAGAGUCGGAAACUUGGGAAAUAUUUAGAAGAGCCCCAUAA
Molecule: messenger RNA, 672 nt
Organism: Eremothecium sinecaudum
Lineage: Eukaryota; Fungi; Ascomycota; Saccharomycetes; Saccharomycetales; Saccharomycetaceae
Gene: PDX3
Product: pyridoxamine-phosphate oxidase PDX3
Exons: 1
Coding region: 1-672 (223 amino acids)
Biological process (GO): pyridoxine biosynthetic process
Molecular function (GO): FMN binding; pyridoxamine phosphate oxidase activity
Source: RefSeq, a predicted model, not a curated record